AUGAUGACUUCAUCACAAAAUAUUGUUGAACAACCGACAAGACCAGCAAUAUCAUCAUUGGAUAUUCCAACAAAUUAUACACUCACAACUGAUCCAAAAUAUAUGAAUUGUACUCAACUUCACAAGAUUAGAGAUCAAAGCCAAUGUGCAGCUUGCUAUGCGUUUGGAGUUGCUGAAAUGGUUGCUGACAGAUAUUGCAUUUCAUCUCAAGGGAAGGUCAAUACCAUUCUUUCACCACAAUUUAUUUUGAGUUGUGAUGAAUAUGAAGGAAAUUGCUAUGGUGGAGAUAUUGGAAAUACUCUUCUCUAUGUUAAAAAUUAUGGAAUUGUUACUGAUAGUUGUCUUCCAUUCCUUGCUAGAAAUGGCUCCAAUCUCAGUUGUCCGAACAAGUGUCUCGAUGGAUCUAAUUGGAAAUUGAGAUACAAGGUAAAGAAUCCAAAUCAAAUUGCUCAAGAUGAUAUUCAAGGAAUGCAACAAAGCAUUUUACAAGGUGGAUCAAUCAUUGCUGCCUUUCAAGUUUAUGAAGAUUUUGCUCACUACAAGGGAGGAAUAUAUGUUCAUACAGGUGGUGCUUACAUUGGUGGACAUGUUGUAAAGAUUGUUGGAUUUGGUGAAACUCCAAGUGGAAUUCCAUAUUGGGUUGUUGCCAAUAGGUAA
Molecule: messenger RNA, 657 nt
Organism: Naegleria gruberi
Lineage: Eukaryota; Heterolobosea; Eutetramitea; Acrasida; Naegleriidae
Exons: 1
Coding region: 1-657 (218 amino acids)
Cellular component (GO): lysosome
Molecular function (GO): cysteine-type endopeptidase activity
Source: RefSeq, a predicted model, not a curated record